AUGGACCGCACAUACAACGCCGAUAAAAUACUCGAAAUGCUGAAUGACUCACAAACAUAUGAGGAAAUUACCGCCAACAAGGACAAAGUCGUUAUGAAACUUAUGAAGGAGUUAGCAGGUAAUCACAGUCACAGCCUUACAGAGAAAGAGGUUAACUACCUCUGUCACUUCGAUUUUAAAACCAGUGGUUUCUACGGCCUUCCAAAGAUACAUAAAAGCAAGAUCAUUUGUCAGGAAGCCAAAGUCCAAAAGAAACCAUAUAUCAGAGUUCUCAGGCCUGCAGAUCUCAAAUUUAGGCCCAUAGUAGCUGGUCCUAGAUGUCCAACGAGUAGACUCAGUAACUUUGUAGACAUCCUUAUCAAGCCGUUUACUUUACAUGUCCAAAGUUAUCUGAGGGACACUAUCGAUUUCCUCAAUUAUUUACCAAGGAUAGUACCUGAAACUACAAUAUUAGUCUCCUUCGACGUGACCAGCUUGUACACAAACAUCAACCACGAACUCGGCGUAAAGGCCAUGGAAUACUGGAUCAAUAAACACCCACGGAGCCUGAACUCACGUUUCAGCAAAGAAUUUAUUAUCGAUUCAAUCCUUUUAAUACUGACGAAUAAUACUUUUACCUUUGAUGAUAGAAUAUUCCUUCAAAAGAAAGGUACUGCGAUGGGAACGAAAAUGGCUCCCAGCUAUGCAACCCUUGUUCUCGGAUAUUUGGAGAACGAACUCUACAGUCAGGUCUUUAAUAAAAUGGGAGAAGAAAUAGGCCAUUAUGUUUACACAAACUGGAGAAGGUUCUAGGAUGACUGCUACAUAAACUGGCCUUACGGUGAGGAUAAAUUAAAGGAACUUCACGAUAUUUUAAACAGCUUAGAUGGAAGCAUUCAACUUACUGCUGAAACUAGCUGCAAAGAACUUCCGUUCCUUGAUGUGAUGAUAAGAAAAGACAAAACUCACCUAACAACCGAUAUUUAUUAUAAACCGACGGAUUCAUCCCAAUACCUCCCAUAUACAUCCAGCCAUCCAAGACACACUAAAAAUAACAUACCAUACAACCUGGCUCGGAGGAUAUGUAUGAUUGUUGAAAACCAGGACAUAAGGAAAAGGCGACUAGACGAUCUCAAACAGAUCCUGCUGAGGAAACAGUAUCCAGCUGAGAUCAUUGAUUACGGUGUAAACAAAGCCCUCACCCUGACAACGGAAGAGUUAAGAAGGGUGAGAGAGCAAGCUACCGAAAAUAACCUCCUUUGUCUGGUAACAACUUACAAUCCCAACAAUCCGCAAGUAUUCCAGCUGGUCAGGAGAACACUCCCCAUGUUAAACCAAAACUCCUCAUUAAAAUCCAUUAUGAGCAAGACUAAAGUAAUUCACAGUCAGCGACAACCCAGAAACCUCAAACGAAUGUUAUAA
Messenger RNA from Porites lobata, 1401 nucleotides. NCBI's taxonomy places the organism in Eukaryota, Metazoa, Cnidaria, Anthozoa, Scleractinia, Poritidae. The record is from the annotation of a GenBank genome assembly.